AUGUCUUCGGCGGCCCCACAAGAUGCGAUUGCAGCAGCACAGGGUCAGGCUGCCGCCGCCUCAAAAAAGAAGAAGAACAAGAAGAACAAGCCCAAGAAGGCGCUCGACAUCAGCACCGCCAACAGCACCAACGAUGGCGCAGGCACUGCUGAGCCCAGCCCUCGCGACAGCAACAGAGACUUAUCAGCCGACGAGGAGCCAGACACCCCGGUGACAGAGAGUAGUGAUACCAGAAAGGAGAACCCAAAGUUCCCGUCGACCUCCGCGACCGCCCACGACGACGCACAGGGUAACGGACAUGUUCGAGCGCCAUCCGGGAAUGGUCAUCCUGUCUCCCCAGACCCCCGUUCAACACACGCGACAUCCACGAACGACACAAGCGCAAAACUAGAGGCAAUGUCAGAAGAGCGAGAAGCCCUCCGCAAGGAGGUGGAGCAGCUCCGAAAGCAGCUCGAGACGAUACAAGAAUCCCACACGUCGGAAGUCAGCAAACUGAAAACAGACCUCGAAGAGAGCGAGUCUGCAAAGGAUCAGGCCGAGGAGCAAUACCAAACACUAUUAGGGAGGGUCGAGAAGAUCAAGCAAACGCUCGGCGAUCGCUUAAAGAGGGACCGGGCGGAGCUGGAAGAGGCAAACCAGCGCAUUGAGGAACUCGAGGCGCAAAAUGAGGAGCUACAGAAGGGCGAUUCCUCCCAUGAGGAGCAAAUAGCCAGGCUCACGGAUGAGCUGCAGGAGUCGAAUCGCGAGCUAGCGACCCUGAGGAGCCGAAAUAACUUGUCGCAGCAGAACUGGUUGAAAGAGAAGGACGACAUGGCGAGGCAGGUACAGCAUUUCAGGAGUGAGCUAGAGUCUACAAGUAGCGCCAUGGGCGAAUGGGAGGUCAUUGCCAUGGAAGAGCGGCAGGUGCGGGAGAGUCUCACGGAGAAAGUAGCAGAUCUAGAGGAUCAGCUGUCAUCCGUGAGGGAGGCUUACGAGAGAGCUGCGGAAGAGAGGGACAGUUCUCUUCAAACCAUUGACGGGUUGCAAAGAGCUCUACAAGAAAUCCAAGACGCAAGGAGAAAAGAGCUGAGAGAUCUCGUUGAGUCUUCGGAAGAACAACUCCAAGAAAUGAAGAAGCGGGUUGAGGAAGCCGACAGGAGGGUAGCAGAGGCCGAAGAGGCCAAGGAGAGGCUCACGAAAGAGCUGGAGAGGACUGCUCCUUUCGAGAAGGAGGUCAGGGAGAAGAACUUGCUCAUCGGAAAACUGAGGCAUGAGGGUAUCAUACUCAAUGACCACCUCACAAAGGCACUGCGGUACCUGAAGAAAACAAAGCCAGACGAACAGGUGGACAGGCAAAUCAUCACAAAUUACUUCCUGCAAUUCCUCUCGCUCGACCGGUCAGACCCCAAGAGGUUCCAGAUAUUGCAAGUCAUCGCGGGCUACCUUGCCUGGACGGACGAGCAGAAGGAACAAGCAGGGCUCGCCCGCCCCGGCGCCUCGCACAGCACGCUUCGCCUCCCAGUCUCGCCCUUCCACCGAACACCUAGCACACCGUCCCUCAGUACCGAGUUCUUCUCUGAAAACGCGCCCACGUCCGGCAAGGAGUCUCUGGCGGACCUGUGGGCAGGCUUCCUCGAGCGCAGUGUGGAGGAAGGCCGGCCGAUCGACGCCAUGGGCACCGACUCGAGGAAAGGGAGCGUAUCUAGCAGUACGGGGACAGGGGUACCCGUAACCAAGCCGGAUGGUGGCAAAGGAUAG
Messenger RNA from Diaporthe amygdali, 1737 nucleotides. RefSeq lists its product as uncharacterized. Gene Ontology annotation, molecular function: small GTPase binding. Gene Ontology annotation, cellular component: Golgi apparatus. The coding region runs from base 1 to 1737 and encodes 578 amino acids. The transcript has 3 exons. Gene Ontology annotation, biological process: endoplasmic reticulum to Golgi vesicle-mediated transport; Golgi organization. Lineage: Eukaryota; Fungi; Ascomycota; Sordariomycetes; Diaporthales; Diaporthaceae. The record is from RefSeq and is a predicted model, not a curated record.